Molecule: messenger RNA, 1431 nt
Organism: Neoarthrinium moseri
Lineage: Eukaryota; Fungi; Ascomycota; Sordariomycetes; Amphisphaeriales; Apiosporaceae
Exons: 3
Coding region: 1-1431 (476 amino acids)
Biological process (GO): SRP-dependent cotranslational protein targeting to membrane, translocation; post-translational protein targeting to membrane, translocation
Cellular component (GO): membrane; Sec61 translocon complex
Molecular function (GO): transmembrane protein transporter activity; ribosome binding; signal sequence receptor activity
Source: RefSeq, a predicted model, not a curated record
AUGUCAAGCUUGCGCUUCCUCGACCUCGUCAAGCCCUUCGUGGCUUUCCUGCCCGAGGUGCAGCAGCCCGAGACCAAGGUCCCCUUCAACCAGAAGUUGAUGUGGACCGGUCUCACCCUCCUGAUCUUCCUGGUCAUGAGCCAGAUGCCCCUCUACGGCAUCGUCUCGUCCGACACCUCCGACCCGCUGUACUGGCUGCGCAUGAUGAUGGCGAGUAACCGCGGCACCCUCAUGGAGCUGGGUAUCACCCCCAUCAUCACCUCCGGUAUGGUCUUCCAGCUCCUCGCUGGCACCCACAUGAUCGAUGUCAACCUCGACCUCAAGUCGGACCGCGAGCUGUACCAGACCGCCCAGAAGCUGUUUGCCUUCAUCCUCUCCGCCGGUACCGCCACUGUCUACGUCUUCAGCGGCCUCUACGGUCCCCCCGGCGACCUGGGCGCCGGCAUCGUCUUCCUGCUUGUUCUCCAGCUGGUUGUCGCGGGCAUGAUCGUCAUCCUGCUCGACGAGCUCCUCCAGAAGGGCUACGGUCUCGGCAGCGGUAUCUCGCUCUUCAUUGCCACCAACAUCUGCGAGUCCAUCAUGUGGAAGGCCUUCUCGCCCACCUCGAUCAACACCGGCCGUGGCCCCGAGUUCGAGGGUGCCGUCAUCGCCCUCUUCCACCUGCUGAUGACCUGGCCCAACAAGCAGCGCGCUCUGCAGGAGGCUUUCUACCGACAGAACCUCCCCAACAUCAUGAACCUCCUCGCCACUCUGGCCGUCUUCGCCGCUGUCAUCUACCUCCAGGGCUUCCGCGUCGAGAUCCCCGUCAAGUCCAACCGCCAGCGUGGUGCUCGUGGCUCCUACCCCGUCCGUCUGUUCUACACCUCCAACAUGCCCAUCAUGUUGCAGUCGGCCCUGUCCUCCAACAUCUUCCUGAUCAGCCAGAUGCUGUACUCGCGCUUCUCUGAGAACCUGCUCGUCCGUCUCUUCGGUGUCUGGGAGGCCAAGGACGGCUCCGCCCAGCUCUCGGCCGUCUCUGGUCUCGCCUACUACAUGUCGCCCCCCUUGAACUUCAAGGAUGCUCUCCUCGACCCCAUCCACACGACCGUCUACAUCGCCUACAUGCUUACCGCCUGUGCCAUCUUCUCCAAGACCUGGAUCGAGGUGUCCGGCUCCAGCCCCCGCGAUGUUGCCAAGCAGCUCAAGGACCAGGGUCUCGUCAUGGCUGGUCACCGUGACCAGAGCAUGUACAGGGAGCUCAAGCGCAUCAUCCCCACUGCUGCCGCCUUCGGCGGUGCCUGCAUUGGUGCGCUCUCCGUCGCCAGUGAUCUCAUGGGAGCCCUCGGCUCCGGCACUGGUACCCUCCUCGCUGUCACCAUCAUCUACGGAUACUUCGAAAUCGCAGCGAAAGAGGGCGACCUCGCAGGCAUGAAGGGCAUGAUCAUGGGCUAG